CAGAUGAGUUGGUGAUAAUAGGUGAUAGAUCAUAAAUCUGCACUUUAUCAUUUAGUCUCUAUAAUGUGGGGUGUACAAAGGGCGUGCGCCAAAACCUGGUGAACUCGCUUUGCAGCCGGCAAACUCUCUAGUUGCAACACGAAGUUCUGAGAGAUAACGUCGUUGUCCAAACUUCGGAACGACACGCCCACUAUUUCGCGCUUUUUGUGAAUUGUGAUGAAUUCAAUUUACUUUUAUUUUAUCCACCACCUAAUUAACAAAGUGUUGCCAUUCUUUGAGGGAUAGUCUUUAUUAACUUUUGUUUUGAAAAAAAAUUGAGUCCGGUGUGAUAAAUUCAGCGUUUUGACUUUUACGUAAAAAGUGGGAGUGGUGUUGUGAAUAAUAUAUGAAUUUCGGGAGGCCCUAGAGUAACCUUAAGUGUAUACUGCGUCCCUAGUGUGACACUGUAAAAGUGAAUAAUGCACUAAGUUGACAGAAUACCAGCAGCACAACUCCGGUCUAAUGAGUGCGGAACAGUGUUUGCCGAUUAACUCGGCUGUUUCUCGCUCGCUUUCCUCCGGCAUUAUUUCAUGUUUUCUGACAAUGCUCUUCUUCAACACAAUUGAAUGGACAAACGGCCUGCGUCUGAAAAACAUGAACGUGCCUCUCGUCGCCGAUUUUCGGCAAGAAAUGGACCUCGACUGCAACUUUGACAUGGGCGGUGAGGACCUGUACGCCGUUAAAUGGUACAAAGACGAUCAGGAAUUUUUUCGUUACAUGCCAAGUCGGCAACCCCACACAAUGUCGUUUCCUGUACCGGGAGUUCAUCUCGUACUAGACGGAACCAAUUGCAGUUUGGUACAUUGUAAAGUGCGCCUGAGGGACCUUACGAGGGACCAUAGUGGGGGGGCUUACCGGUGCGAAGUAUCAAGCGAAGCCCCAUUCUUUCGCUUAGCGGCGGCUACCCACAAUGUCACAGUUGCAGCUCUGCCACGAGAAAAUCCCAGGAUUGAGGGCUUAACAACAUCUUAUAUGGAGGGUGAUACCGUUGAAGCUAAAUGCGUUUCUGAUCCUGCUGACCCUACCCCGAUACUGUCCUGGUAUAUAAAUGGAGUCGAGGCCCCUGCCAAGUCGAUCGGCGAAAUGACGAGCUCGGAACCGGAUGGCUCAGGCCUCGUUUCGCGUUCUCUAAGUUUGAGUUUCGUGGCCGAACGGAAACACUCCCGUGGGGACAGUAUCGAGCUCCGCUGCAUGUCCUCACUGCCAGGGGUGCCGCUCUCUCCCCAAGAAACAACGCUCAAAAUUCCCGUAAGGGUUCCAGACGCUCAAGUUAUCAACAACCAAAAACUACAUUGGUUCAAUUCGCCAACGCCAGCCACGGCAAACACGCCCAAAGCCGCUUGGAUGCUAGUGGUGGCCAGCGUCGUGCGAUGGGGUCUGACGGCCUUUGGAGACGACGUCCGAUAAGUAGUGAUUGCACUGACUGAGGUGGACUUUUAACUUUUGAAGGGAAAUUGAUUGAGUGCGUUAAAUAAUACUACUUAGGUAUUUUUAGAACCUAGUUGAAAAAAAUAUGCCGAGUGAGAGUUGGAAAAGUCAUAUCAAUCCAGUUACUGUAACUUAAUUUUUAUUACAAUUGUUCGAUUCAAAUUCACGAUAUCAUAAAACUGCACUCUAGACUUGACUGUUAUUUGUGAUAAUUGAUGUAUAUGUGCUAAAUAAACCCGACUUCUGUCUUC
Molecule: messenger RNA, 1718 nt
Organism: Tribolium castaneum (red flour beetle)
Lineage: Eukaryota; Metazoa; Arthropoda; Insecta; Coleoptera; Tenebrionidae
Exons: 6
Coding region: 502-1446 (314 amino acids)
Source: RefSeq, a predicted model, not a curated record